Molecule: messenger RNA, 234 nt
Organism: Knipowitschia caucasica
Lineage: Eukaryota; Metazoa; Chordata; Actinopteri; Gobiiformes; Gobiidae
Source: the annotation of a GenBank genome assembly
AUGUCACCCAUAGUUGGCACAGCACAGCACGAGACUAAGGAUGCGGACAUGGAGCCACGCGCAGAGGCCCCGGAGAGGAAGCACAAUGGACUAAGUUCAAUGAAAAAGGCGGCAGCAGGCGCCUCCUACACGUCCUCCUCAGAGCAGGUGAAAACACUGUUCAGCCUCGAGUCUGGGCAAAACAGUGUGGACCCCUGGAGGCGAGUCCGGAGGGAGGGAGCCUUUCCCAGCUAG